Nicotiana attenuata is the source of this 1298-nucleotide messenger RNA. Its product is annotated as E3 ubiquitin-protein ligase MIEL1-like. Lineage: Eukaryota; Viridiplantae; Streptophyta; Magnoliopsida; Solanales; Solanaceae. Gene Ontology annotation, biological process: protein ubiquitination; ubiquitin-dependent protein catabolic process. Bases 81 to 1028 code for a protein of 315 amino acids. The record is from RefSeq and is a predicted model, not a curated record. Gene Ontology annotation, cellular component: nucleus. The transcript has 12 exons. Gene Ontology annotation, molecular function: ubiquitin protein ligase activity; zinc ion binding.
AUUCAAUAAAUACAGCCGGCAUAACGCUAGCGUGUCGCCUCGUCAUCAAUGAAAACUGAUCAAGGCAAGUAACUACAACAAUGGAAAUCUAUGGGCUAUACAUUAUAUAUAGGUGGGGGUUUGUAUUUUUUUUUUUUAUUUUAAUUACAAAAAGGUUUCUUCUUCUUAUCCAAAAAAACAACCCAGUUUAUUUAUCCAAAAAGGUAGAAUUGAUUAAAGGGAAGGAGAUGGAUUCUGGGAAUUAUGGGUGCUCACAUUACAAGAGGAGAUGCAAAAUAAGAGCACCCUGUUGUGAUGAGAUAUUUGAUUGCAGGCAUUGCCAUAAUGACUCAAAGAAUUCUUUAGAAGUUGAUCUACUCAAACGCCACGAUAUUCCUCGCCAUGAUAUAAAAAUGGUCGUUUGCUCAUUGUGUAAUACUGAACAGGAUGUUCAACAAACCUGCAUUCAGUGUGGGGUUUGCAUGGGAAAUUACUUUUGCUCAAAAUGCAACUUCUUUGAUGAUGAUGUUUCGAAGAAUCAAUACCACUGUGAUAAAUGUGGAAUCUGCAGAACGGGUGGCAAGGAGAAUUUCUUUCACUGUGACAGAUGUGGAUGCUGCUAUUCAAAUUUGAUGAAGGAAUCACAUAUUUGUAUAGAAAGAGCAAUGCACCACAACUGCCCUGUUUGCUUUGAGUAUAUUUUUGAUACAACAAAGAAUAUCACAGUCUUGCCUUGUGGUCAUACCAUGCAUCUGGAAUGCGUUAUGCAGAUGGAACGACAUUUCCAGUAUUCUUGUCCUGUUUGCUCAAGAUCAUAUUGUGACAUGUCCCGUGCUUGGGAGAAACUGGACGAGGAGGUUGCCUCGACACCCAUGCCUGAAAUGUAUCAGAACAAGAUGGUUUGGAUUCUUUGCAAUGACUGUGCAGAAACAUCCGAGGUUAACUUCCAUAUAGUGGCACAUAAAUGUCCUUGUUGCAAAUCCUAUAAUACGCGGCAGACAAGAGGAGGCACCAGUUCAUGCACUAAUAUUACUGAAAUGGUCCGAUGAGGUUCUUAUUCGAGACUUAAGAGAAGAAUUCUGCUUCAAAAUUUCUCUUGGAAAGCGCGGAAUGAUGAAUUCAACGCCCACGACUACAACAUUUGGUAUAAUUGUACCUUUAUUUUUCCCGGACUAGUUUUACAGGUCAUUACUUGCAAUCAGGGAGCAGUGGGACAUUCUUCGCUUAUUCUUUCAAAUGUUAGCUGUGAUAUUUCUCAUCAAAUAUUAUCUCUUUUUUUCAUUAUCUGAGGGGACAUACAAAAAGAUAUUUCUUACGAA